This is a messenger RNA of Brassica napus (rape), 861 nucleotides long. RefSeq lists its product as uncharacterized. The record is from RefSeq and is a predicted model, not a curated record. The transcript has a single exon. Bases 116 to 502 code for a protein of 128 amino acids. NCBI's taxonomy places the organism in Eukaryota, Viridiplantae, Streptophyta, Magnoliopsida, Brassicales, Brassicaceae.
GUAAAACGACAGAAGAAAGUAUAAAAUAAUUAUAAAAAUGAAAAUCGUGGUCAUUAAGAAAUCAUUAAUCAAAACCAUCAAGAAUCUUUGAGUUUUUUUCUUCUUCAAGAACGCGAUGAACGACCGCAAAACCCUACUCCAAAGAGAAAUAGAAGAAGAGAAUCGGGCAAGGAAUCAGAUCACCGUUUCGCCUACAAAGUCUCAAAUCGUAGUCACAAACGCAAACGCAGCUUCAACUGGUCCGUCAGAGGUCGCUUUUAACGUUUGCUGCUUAUGUGUCUAUUGUCCUCUUUGCGUUCUGUGGUGCUGCAUCAAGCAGCCUUGUACAAUCGGAUGGCGAGCCAUCCUAAAGGCUAGAGGCCAGUUAAGCCGCUGCACCAGCUGUGGCAGAAGCUAUAGUAGGAGGGUUAAAGCCGCAGAUUAUUCAUCGUUUUCGGAUAUUGAUUCAGAUGAUGUGAGUUGCAAAGCACAUAAUUGCUCAAAACGAAACGGCCGAUUAUAAGAAUUAUGUUGACUUUCAUAUAUUCACAAACUUUCCUCAUGCUCUCUUUUCUAAUCUGCGACGUAAUCGUCAUUAACGCAGACGCAAACGCUAGAGUUGACUUCUUAAUGAUGAGUUAAUGGAAAGUCUUGCGAUUAAAGUCUAUACUAUUAUGAUAAUAUGGAGUUUAAAAGUUUUGUUGUGAUAUACCAAAUAUGUAUUAGUAUAUAUUAUUACUGUGUGAGGGAUAAACUUAUCUUCAAGGAAUAAAGUUGUGUUUGUUUUGCUCAAAAAAAAGUUGUGUUUGGUUUGCUCAAAAACAAAAACAAAAGUUGUGUUUGAUUAUCACGAGUAAGGAAUAAAGUUAAGAUGUUGUGCCU